This is a messenger RNA of Malaclemys terrapin pileata, 2875 nucleotides long. It is a transcript of the gene TMEM218, whose product is annotated as transmembrane protein 218. The record is from RefSeq and is a predicted model, not a curated record. Lineage: Eukaryota; Metazoa; Chordata; Testudines; Emydidae. Bases 1000 to 1359 code for a protein of 119 amino acids. The transcript has 4 exons.
UGCCGCCUUCUCCGCGAGACCGACCCCAGGGCCAGACCGGGGCUUCUCCGGCGUGUCCGUGACGCGAGCUCGCGCCCAGGCCCGGGGCCCCGCGCGCGGCCGGCUCUGAGGCGCUGGCUCCGGCAGGGCAGGGCGGCUGCGGGGCGCGGCACGGGCCGUUGUCGCUUCCCGAGCUCGCUGGCGUGAGCGCUCCCGCCCGGGGCCAGCGCCUAACGGCCCCCGGGGCUGCGCCUGCGCCUGCGCCUGGCCCCUCCCCCGAGCCUGGGGGCGAGUUGAGGUCCGUGGCAGUGCGGAGCCGCCCGUAGGCGCUGCAGCACCGCCUGGCUCCAAGGGGUUCCCGUCAUAUCCCGGGUUACAGUUUGGUUCCAUGGCGCUCAGCGCCCCCACUGUCAAGACAGUUCCUGUGCCCCCUACCCAGGAAAUCUGCCAGUAUGGUUCUUAUGGGUCCUCUCAGCACGGCCACCCCCUCUCAGAUGGCUUCCAGUGGCCCAAGAGCCGACAGUUGGGAGCUCCUAUCCCUCAGGGACCUGGGCCUCGCACCUAGUUGUGCGGCGCUGCUUUAGGCAACACAGAAACAAAAUGGGGUCGGGCCGGCCACGUGGUGGGACCUUGCAGUACCUGCAAAGUCACACCCACCUGGAGGAUCCCAUUGUGUAGAGUAGGGUGACCAGACAGCAAGUGUGAAAAAUCGGGAUGGGGGUGGGGGGUAAUAGGAGCCUAUAUAAGAAAAAGCCCCCCAAAUCGGGAAUGUCCCUAUAAAAUUGGGACAUCUGGUCACCCUACUGUGGGGUGUCAGUCGGACCACUUCUAGGUGAUGAACUUCCUGGAAACUCCAGAUUAUUUCUGUGCGGGACGGAAAUGACCAGACUGGUUUCCUACCAUGCAGAUGGACUGUGGGUGAACGUAGCCCAUUAGUAGCUUUCAUUGGAAGGAAAAAUGGAACCCGCAGAGAAAAUCUAUCCUCUGGGAUAGAGGAGGCCAGCUGAAGCAGGUUUGCUGAUGCUUUCUCUCUUCUCCAGAAUGGCUGGCACUGUGCUUGGGGUGGGGCCAGGAGUAUUUAUCAUAUCGCUGCUCUGUGUCUUGAUGUUGCUGCUCUGCAUGCUGUUAUCCAGGACUUCCGGUCUCGCAAGAUUCUCUGUCAUUAUGGUUUUCUUCUCUGCUGUGAUCGUUAUACUGGUUCUGUUACUUUUCCCUCGUGCCAGUGAGUUCCCAGCACCAGCUACAGAAAUGAAGAUCGUGGACACCUUCUUUAUUGGCCGCUACGUCCUGGUCUCCCUUCUCAGUGUGACGUUUCUAGGAAGCCUGUUCCUGGUUCUGGUUCACCAUAUCUUGGAGCCAGUGUAUGCUAAACCACUCUGAGUUAACUAGCUAUUAUGAAGAAGGGAAUUCCCCAUGCUCCAAAGCAGACACUAAGUCAUCAGUUGGGUAAAGAAAAUAUGCUCCCCAAAUCUCUCCAGAAGUCUUUCUUCAAGUGCGGUUACGAUACCUACACUGAUUUCCAGAAUCAGCAUCUGCUUUCUGAGGUCCUGGCGUCUCCAGAAUGAAGUUGUAGAAUGUAUAUGCUUUGGACUGGAUAAUUACCAAGAGCUGCUGCUGUGUUUUUCAAAGCUGAGAACUGUUUCCUGGCAGAGACAGGCCUGCUUACAGACUUUAUCGUGUGUCUCCAGUAUUUGUUUCCAGGGGUAUAUCCAUGAUCUGUUCAAUGGAAAUUCAGCUGCUCUUGCUUCUCCUAUGCCUCAUCUACAGUUAUAGUUCUGGCUGAAACUUCCUAAAAGAUCUGAUCCUUACCUGAACCGCUGGCGUCUAAAAGUCAGGCUGGACAUCUUUCCAACAUAGGAGGUGGUGCAGAAGGCCAUGAUGGAGGCCUGUGCUGGUGCUUUUGGCUAAAAGUGGGAAGUGUGGAAAUACAUAAAUAAAAAGAGGGACUGAACUUGGAGGCUUUAGCCUAGUUCAGUUUGAACUCUGGGUGUCAGAAGUUUGGGUUGGUUUACUUUGCGUUUUUGUCAUCGUAAUCAUUCUUGAAACACCUGAGAAAUGAUUUCAGAGGCAGAAGCAAGUGGGGAGGGUAAACUCAUGGGAAAGCGAGAUCCUAUUUUUAUGGCAGUAAAGAAGCAGGAACAGGAAGAACCAAAUAAUGUUUCUCCGGCUUAGAAAGCACUGACGUGGCAGUUCAAAUGUGUUGCUUAUGCCCAGCUCUGAAUCCAGGGGCUCUUUCAGAGACACUCUGGCACAAGCAAAUGCAUCCGUGUUGCCAUUCUUGAGCCCGCUCUGAACUGGGGUUUACUUUGCCUCCUCCUUGUUCCCUUGGAGAGGGUGGGGGAGGGGAUUGUGAGCUCCACUGUGCAGGGAGCUGAAUAUGCAUGUCCCUAGAUAUUCCCACCAGCAUUUCAGGGAGAGAAACCUGAUGCAGAAGGUGGAAUCACUGAAGGGAUUUGAAGGGAGGCUGGAGAUGGCAUCUUGGGACAGAAUGGUGGGAGCAGAAUGGGGGAACCUCUCCCACAUGCUCUUCUGGGGGCCGAGGCCAUCUGGCCCUGAGCCCAGUGCAAGAGUGAAGUUUUGAAAAGCAGCUUGUAUAAAACCAUAACAUUUGAAAAAUGCUGCAGGAGGAGGCAGUGGAGGAAACUGUAGGACACGCUGCUUUCCAUGCAUGACUAGGCUACCUGGCACCAAACUUCCUACUGUAAUAAAAACCAUCUUUGGGCUGAGAUUGAGCCUGAGAAAUUGUAGCCCAGAGGGUAUUUUUCCCCAGACGCAUUCAAAGUCCUGUAUAAUUUAUGUGCCACCUUUAGACACUUCCCUAACACCCAUGGCACUUGGCAAAAACAGCGAUUGUGUAGCUGGAGCCUUUUAAUAAAGAAAUCACACAUUCAUUUCA